Xenia sp. Carnegie-2017 is the source of this 816-nucleotide messenger RNA. RefSeq lists its product as uncharacterized. The record is from RefSeq and is a predicted model, not a curated record. Lineage: Eukaryota; Metazoa; Cnidaria; Anthozoa; Malacalcyonacea; Xeniidae. Bases 1 to 816 code for a protein of 271 amino acids. The transcript has a single exon.
AUGAUAACAUCACUAGAAACAGCGCUCGACAAACAAAUUUAUUGGGCUGCUGCAAGGUACUCUAAAAUAAACAAUUUUCAACUACAUUAUGGCAAAAAGCUCGCAGCAAAAGUUGGCAUUAAACAAGGUGAUAAAAUUUUGGAUAUGGGUUGCGGAACGGGAGAGCUGACCUCGUUUAUUGGGGAGAUUGUAGGAAAACAAGAUCGAGUGGUUGGUGUUGAUCCAGACAUAGAUGGAAUUCACUACGCCAAUCAACACAAUUGUAACGUGAAUGAAAACGUUUCAUUUGAAAUUGGCGACAGUUCAAGUAAAUUUGUACAGCCAAACAAAUCCUUCUACGAUGCCCAUUUCAGCAAUUUUUCCUUUCAAUGGCUUACAUUGGAUGAAAAGAAAGAGUUUUCGCAAACGGCUUUCGAAUGUCUAAAACCAAAUGGCCAAAUAGCUCUCAAGAGUCACGAAGGCUAUCCGGAAAUAGCUCUAUUUGCAGAAUAUUUAAUCUCAAAGAAACAGAACGCUUUGACUUAUAUCAAUGAUAAGAAACUGAUUCAAUUUUUUAUAUCUAAAGAUGAAACAACAUCUCUUAUUGAAGAAAUGGGCUUUGUAAUCAUUUCAAGUGAUUAUGAUAUUGGAAAACAACGAUACGAAACACUAGACGAUUUUCUCAACUUUUUAGCGCUUUUGAUUAUCAUGCCACAAGCAUGUCCUACAGUGAGAAAAGAAUUUAUGGCACGUUUUGGCAACGAAGAUGGAAGUGUAAAUUUGGUGGACGAUACAUUGUACCAGAUUGUUACAAGAAAGAACUGCAGAAGCGGUUAG